Aplosporella prunicola CBS 121167 is the source of this 1859-nucleotide messenger RNA. RefSeq lists its product as uncharacterized. NCBI's taxonomy places the organism in Eukaryota, Fungi, Ascomycota, Dothideomycetes, Botryosphaeriales, Aplosporellaceae. The record is from RefSeq and is a predicted model, not a curated record. Gene Ontology annotation, molecular function: antiporter activity. The coding region runs from base 392 to 1381 and encodes 329 amino acids. Gene Ontology annotation, cellular component: Golgi apparatus. The transcript has 4 exons.
CACUGGUCCACACUAUCCACUCCCUCGCCCCAUGCUCGUAACAGCCGACCGCCCGCUCUACCCGGUCAUGUCGGUCCCGUCCCUGAGCCGUGCGGAAGCCGACUCCCACGAGCCAAGCCCCGAGCGUGAAACCGCAGAUUAGGGGCCAACUCUAAGCGCGCUUUUUCAGCCACUCCAUGUGUUUGCCUUAUAACUAGCGGCUGACUGCUGCCUUGCGCCGCCACGCCUCACUACUUCAUAUUAGCCUUUCCCUCCUGCUUUCAUCUUCAUUCUUGGAUGGAUGUUUUGAGAUUGAGCUACUCUUGACAAGGCCGCAGCCCCCUUCCCCACACCGUCAUCCUACUCCAUUGCCGCGGGAACUGGUUUACUAGCACCGUUUUCUUGCCCCACCAUGUCAGCCAUGGAGAAGAAGGAACCUUUGACCCAGGUCUACUCCGUACCACCAUCCCCGACUGGACUCCCGCAAUGGAACCCAGACCGGACAACGUCGCCACCCUCGAUCAAGGAAAAAAUUGCCACGGCAUUAUGUAUCGCCCUCAAUACCUUCGCCACGGUUGCCAUGGUAUUCCUGAGCAAAAAGAUCUUCUCCGACCCGCAAAUGCAUGACGCCCAAGUGCUCUUCACCAUCUGGCAUUUUGCCUGCACCGCCGCCGUACUUUGGCUUGCCAGCCGCGCGCCAUUCCGAGCUUUCAAACCCGUCAGGCUGCCCGUUCGGAAAAUUCUUCCUAUCUGUGUCCUUUUCACCGCAUAUGUCAUCCUGGGCAACAUGUCCUUGUCCUACAACACCAUUGGAUUUUAUCAGCUUGCCAAAGUCAUGACGACGCCCGUUGUCGUCUUGAUCACGUUCGUCAUGUUCAAGACACCAAUUUCCAUGUCCAAGGCUCUAGCGAUUCUCUGCAUUUGUCUUGGUGUGAGCUUGACAAACUCAAGCUCAGCGCAAAGCAAUCCCCUUGGGGCGAUCAUUGCCGUUGGAGCCGUUGUGAUCACGGGAUUUUACCAGAUUUUGAUCGGCAAGAAGAUUGAAGACUUGGAGGUCACUGCGCAGCAGCUUCUGUUGAAUCAGGCUCCGCUUUCUGCUUUUCUCCUUAUCUUUUUUGUGCCUGUCUUAGACACUGUUCCUGAUUUCCGCACGAUACCCACGAACAUUUACUGGUCUUUGCUCGGCUCUGGCGUCAUGGCUUGUCUCCUCAACCUGUCUCAGUUCCUUAUCAUUAGCCGCACGUCGGCCUUGACUUUCAACGUUGUCGGCAACCUUAAGACUAUCCUAAUUCUUUCCGGCGGCUGGUACCUGGAAGGCAAAUUGCCUACGCAAACCGAAGCGGCCGGCGUGCUGCUCGCCCUCGGCGGCGGAUGGCUGUACUCUCAUCUCAAGCGCAAAUGAGAGAUCAAUCUAAUCUCCUUUGUAACGACAUACGAAACUCGCGUUCCAGCUUCCUGGUGCUCGCUGGAGCAAAAACCUACGGUAGCAGAUGGAUUAUGAUCCAAAGCUGCUAGGCCAAGUCCUAACACGGGCUUCGAGCCGCGAUCACACUUCCUUCGGGUUGUGAUUGAUAGACCCGAUACCGGCAUGCCGAAAUGCACGGCACAAGGCCAAAUCGGACGUCAACACCGGAAACCCAAGGGUGUGCACUUCCUCCAGGAUAGUCUCUGGAAGCGUAAUUUGAGGCAUGCGAGGAGGCAUGAAUGAGGCGAGAGCGCCAGAGGAUGAGGCGGACUUCAAGGCGUUUGGCGACGUUGGCAGCGUCAGGAUUGAUUGAUGGAGCUUUAUGGGUCACGGCCACACUAGAAGCGGGGGUGGGUACCACAGGAGAAGCUGGGUGCAUAAACAAGAGCAUUGAUAGAUCAUACGUAUGAAAGUC